Molecule: messenger RNA, 708 nt
Organism: Cryptococcus amylolentus CBS 6039
Lineage: Eukaryota; Fungi; Basidiomycota; Tremellomycetes; Tremellales; Cryptococcaceae
Exons: 5
Coding region: 84-656 (190 amino acids)
Source: RefSeq, a predicted model, not a curated record
CUUGUCAUUUCGACCCCCAUAUACCCACAUAUUAUUCAGCUCUCGCCAUUUCGCUACAAUAUAGCAAGUGGAGAUGACUGAACAUGGGCGCCUUCGACCCCAUCAUCACUUAUGACAAGGCGACAUACAUCGAGACAGAUACAGGCAACAAAGUCUCUCGGAGGGCCCUGAUUUCUGGCGCCACCAACAUUGUUCUUGGAGGAAAGUCUAUCAUCCAAACAUCUGCCAUCCUCCGAGGUGAUCUUCGACGGUCGACAGCUGGGCAGCAUGUUGUCAUUACCGUUGGCAGAUACUGCCUCAUCGGUGAGGGUGCGGUCAUUCGGCCGCCUGGCAAGAUUUACGAGGGCGCGUUCACAUUUUACCCUGUGAGAAUAUCAGACUUCACCCAUAUAGGUCCCAACUGCAUAGUGGAGGCGGCGCAGAUCGGGUCUGGGGUAGAUAUCGGGGAAGGCAGUAUCAUAGGAAAGUUCGUGGUGAUCAAAGAUCUUGCGGUCAUAUUGCCUGGCACAGUACUUCCUGAAGGAACAGUGGUUGCUUCGAUGUCAGUAUGGGGCGGAAAUCCAGGGCGCAUAGUGGACACUCUCCCCGAGACUUACCAGGAGACGAUGGAAGCACGAUGCAAGAAUUACUAUCAACGCUUCCGACCCGCUCCUUAACCAGCUUAUGAUUAUACUGUACUAUAAGACAAGAUACCAUGCAUAAUGUCAU